Messenger RNA from Spirodela intermedia, 2970 nucleotides. Lineage: Eukaryota; Viridiplantae; Streptophyta; Magnoliopsida; Alismatales; Araceae. The record is from the annotation of a GenBank genome assembly.
AUGGAGGUAGCUCUCUUCCUCUCCUGUUUUCAUAGGCCCUCUGUUGUCGUCGUUCUUUGUUAGGGCCCUGCUUGCACGAUUUUCCCGUCAUCGUCCUCCACUUCGUUCUUAUGAAUUAUCGAUUCGAUUCAGAGCACAAUCUGAGGAACAAUAUUAGUCUCUCUGAAAUUCGAGAGAAUUGGCAUAUAAUUUAGGGUAGGCAGAUAUUGUUUUCUCAUUUCGUCUGUCGCAGGAGUUGUUCUGUUCUUCACGUGUUUCCUGUGGAAAAACUGACCAGAAACACGGAUCUUCGUAGUCUCCAGCUUCCUCACAUCCAAUUCAGGCUCCCAGAAAAAUGUCGUGCACAAGGCUGGGAUUCUUUUGGGAAGUCUCAAUUACUGAAUUUCAAAAUUUUAAUAACGAAGAGAAUGGAGGGAGGCAGCGGGGCAACGGAGGAACAAUCCGUAGACAUUCAGUAGAAAUAUAGCAAUAAUCACAUGGACAGCAAAGCAGCGUCUGGGAUCAAUGCCAGGCUCAUGUCUCCUACUGCCUUCUCAGUAGGACCAUAAAACGUCCGACCUUCUGUCAUUCUUUGCCUGGCAUUCUUGGCAAUGAUCCAAGGAGACCAUGCUAUUACACGCAGCCUACGUUGAAACCAACUCUUCCCCAAAGAAAAUCAACUCCAUAAAAAGCUAAUUUUCCCGAUUCAUGACUUGUAUUGAGAUGAAAUUGAAACCAGAUGAUCCAUUCCUUUUUGUUUUUAAUUUGAGCAUCCUGAUUUAAUAAUUUUCUGUAGUUAAGUUAUUGUGGCAAUGUCUAUUUGACCAAUUUGUUAAUUUUACGAAAACUUUCAGCAAUUCAUGGCAAGAGGGUCCAUCUCUAAGAACAAAGGACUUAUUGAACAUCUACAGCAGUAUGGCAUUAUCAAGUCAAAAAAGGUAGCAGAAGUUAUGGAGACUGUUGACCGAGGAUUGUUUGUGCCUGACGGAAGUGCUGCCUACAUCGACAGUCCUAUGCCCAUCGGAUACAAUGCAACUAUAUCUGCACCUCAUAUGCAUGGCAUGUGUCUGGAGCUUUUAAGAAACCACUUACAGCCAGGAAUGCGAGCCUUGGAUAUUGGUUCAGGUGUAGUACUUGCACAUCUAUCUUAUCCAUUUUUAUUCUGCCCUUGAAUCAUUUAGGUUCUCAAGUUUUCAAAUCUGGCAUGAGCUAAAUAUGGAAAAUGGAAUUUUUUAAAUUAAUAUGUUUCUAUUCUUCAAUGUAAUAUUUUUCUUUUAUAUUAUAAAAUCUGUAAUGUGGUAUCUCUGACAGGCUAGAUAGGAUAACGGGGUUUCCGUGAAAUAGGUUUUAACAUGAUUCAUAUCAUGGACGGACAAAGCCCGAAAGGUGUUCAGUCCAUCAGAUGUAUGUACCUCAAAUUUAUUUAAGAUUUUACAGAGACACUCGUUUAUGCUCAGUCGGCUCUAAAGAACACCUUUACUACAUAAAAGCAAUGGAAACCCAGAUAGUAUCCACCUCCUCUUUCCUCAUUACAAAACAUGUUUCCUCUCUUUUAUUCUUGAUCAAUCAAACAUCUCGCUCGAACAUUUAAUUCCCAGCUUUCUUGGACGUUGAAUCCAUUUUGCUCCCGAUGAAGGAUGUUCGCACAUUUAUUUUCUGCCUGUUAACUUUUAUUGUCCAUGUUUUGAAUGCUCUAAGAGAGGUAGAUUGGAGUUGAAUUUAUUUUACAUAUUGCAUCAUAUUUCAUUCAGCAUCUAUUUAUUUAAUCUCAUGUUUUAGGAACAUUUUUGUAACUAGUUUCUAUGUUUUCAAAGCUUUUAUAAUUGUUCUCGAGAUGAAAUAAGCAAUAAAAACCUCUUGUUGGCAUUACAAAUUUUAUGCCAAGAAUGUCAUUUGGGAACGAUGCUUAUUUUUAUAUGCAUGCAUAUGCAUAGAUGAGACUAGAUAGGCCCUUUGACUAGUGAAUUCGAUUGCUGUUCCCCUCCUUGCGCUCACGUCCAUAUCAAAUUAUUGUAUGCAUCUAAGUUUCCAAGAUUUCAUGUUAACAACAUAUGUUUCAAACAAAUCCUCAACAUAUGUUGACAACAUUGAUUUCCUCUCCCCUCCUGUAUUUCGCCACUAAAAGUAAAUUUCUAUUCCCCUCCCGCAUAAAAUGCUACGAAAGAGUAUUUCUAUCCUCAUAUGUAGGCCUCUUUUGGUAAAUAUUAUUCUCCUCCUUCUCCCUCCCCUUUUGGCUUGAUUACUUUGCGACACCUGCAGGAACUGGCUAUUUGACAGCGUGUUUCGCCAUCAUGGUUGGUCCACAAGGCCGUUCUGUGGGUGUAGAACACAUUCCCGAAUUAGUAGCUUCUUCCGUUGAAAAUAUCAAGAAAAGUGCUGCAGCGGAGUUGAUGAAGGCAGGCUCCCUUUCUGUACAUGCUUCCGGUAUGUACCUCCCAGAAUAUGGACCGUCACUCCAAUCUCAUAAUUAGCGAUACGCCUAGUGUUUACUUAGGUGAAUGCUCGUUCAGAUAUUUAUUAGUCAGAUUUUGGUAAUUCGAGUAAGUAGGAGAUCAUCUAUAAAUUUGGAUCGUCAUGGGAAAUAACAUUUCCAUAUAUUCUUUAAAAUUUUCUCCGGAAAGAGUAACUAGAUGUGGGUAAAUUUGCACAUCUUGGCUGGCCCAAGUUCUUAAAUUGGUAAAAAUAUUUAUCUCAACCAGGAGGUGGGUAAAUUACUAAAUGUGAAUUCUCAUACGCCCAGAUGGAAGGCUUGGCUGGCCCGAGUUGGGGCCCUACGAUGCCAUCCAUGUGGGGGCUGCAGCUCAUGAGCUUCCUGAGCCACUGGUCCAGCAGCUGAAGCCCGGUGGAAGGAUGGUGAUCCCCGUGGGCAACAUCUUCCAGGAGCUGAAGGUGGUGGACAAGAAGCUGGACGGCUCAAUCAGCGUCCACGACGAGACAUCAGUGCGGUACGUCCCGUUGACAUCAUCCGCAUCCCAGUUACACGGAUAUUGA